Messenger RNA from Telopea speciosissima, 1209 nucleotides. RefSeq names its product AP2-like ethylene-responsive transcription factor PLT1. Gene Ontology annotation, molecular function: DNA binding; DNA-binding transcription factor activity. The coding region runs from base 1 to 1209 and encodes 402 amino acids. The record is from RefSeq and is a predicted model, not a curated record. Gene Ontology annotation, biological process: regulation of DNA-templated transcription. The transcript is spliced from 10 exons. Lineage: Eukaryota; Viridiplantae; Streptophyta; Magnoliopsida; Proteales; Proteaceae.
AUGAUCGAUGGGUUUCUUGGUUCUUCCAUGUACAGUGUAAAAUUUCAAAAGAUUUAUGAUCCUAAAAGACGAAUUAUGGCUUUCUUGGGUAACUUUAUACAUCAGAUUGCACAAAGAAAGUCUGAUGUAUUAUCAGAUUUAGGAAUGAGACAAAUGAAAGUAGAUCUCCUGGGAUCUUUAUCCUCUCAAGUGGAGUGUACUAUUCAAUGUACCUCACUUGAGCAUCCCAUUGCACCUAUAGAGUUCAUCUUCUCACCACCAUCGGAUGCUCAAGCGGAAGCACAGAACUUGAUGGCUACCACUACUAAUGAGUUCGAUUCUUCAAGCAGUAGUGGUAUUAAUGCUGGUGACCAAGCCCCAAUAAGGGCUGCAAAAAAAACAUCGAAAUAUCGUGGUGUAACAAGGCACAGAUACACAGGAAGGUAUGAAGCCCAUAUCUGGGACAACUCUCGUUCAAGGGAUGGUCCUUCAAAGAUAGGUCGCCAAGUCUAUUUAGGAGGGUAUGACAGCGAAGAUAAGGCUGCUAAAGCAUAUGAUUUAGCGGCUCUUAAGUAUUGGGGAACUUCAACAGAACUAAAUUUUCCUUUGAGUAAUUAUGUGAAGGAACUAGAGGAAAUGAGGCCCCUGUCAAGACAAGAUUUUGUUGCAUCUCUUAGAAGGAAGAGCAGUGGCUUUUCUAGGGGUGCAUCAAUGUAUCGAGGGGUAUCAAGGAAUAAAUAUGGAACAUGGCAUGCCCGGAUCGGAAGGGUAGAAGGAAACAAGAAUAGUACAUACUUGGGAACUUUCGGUACAGAACUAGAAGCAGCAGAAGCAUACGAUAUUGCUACUAUAAAGUACAAAGGAGUGAAUGCUGUGACAAAUUUCGACAUAAACAAAUACAAUAUUAAAACCAUUCUCCAGUGCAAAGAACUUCCCAUUAGAGAGGGAGCAUCAAAGCGUUUAAAGGAGUCUCAAGUGAUCGAGGCAGCCAAGCGUAUUAGAGAUGAAACUAAUGCUCACAGCUCCAUUUUUCAUUCUAAGUACACACAAGGCUCCCAAAUUCAUCAAAAUUCCAUUAAUGCCCCAAACCAGUUGCCUCUUCCUACUACCCCUCAAAACAAGGGACAAUCAUCUCUAUCUAUUAUGGAGAACAAUGGGAGCUCUAGUAGUAACAACAAUGGAGUUAACCUUGAUUUUGGGUUAUGGUUGCCGGGAACGGGUCCUAGUUGA